Molecule: messenger RNA, 628 nt
Organism: Suillus subaureus
Lineage: Eukaryota; Fungi; Basidiomycota; Agaricomycetes; Boletales; Suillaceae
Exons: 4
Coding region: 1-549 (182 amino acids)
Source: RefSeq, a predicted model, not a curated record
AUGAACCACAGACAAAGCGGCCUGCACAGAUUGGCCGCUCGCAUAUGUGGUCUUGAUUUCAAGAUCAACAUCGAGUCAGAUGCCAUUGAUCAUAUUCGUCGUGUCUAUAUCAACCCUUCCCAUGCAGUAUUCAACCUCAUACCGCUCACUCUCGGUCAUCACCUUACUUCUUGCUACACCCACUUAGGGUGUCCUGUCAUCACUCGCGACUCCGCAUGGAGAGUUUACUUGGAUUUGCUCAAUGCUAUCCAGCUCAGUGAUGAUUUACCAGCUGAAAUCAUCACUGCUACGCACGACGAUGAAUUACCUUUGCUUGAUAAUCACGAAGACUUGCCAUUCCAGGACGAUGACAAUAGUUCUUAUUACAUGGGAGGUGUCCGUGGGGGGCGUGGUUUAGAUGUCUCUCAUCACACACAGCUGGACGCUUUACUGGCCGAUGACAAACCUGAUGUCCAACACGCUGAUGCAGCUUCCGAUGACGACUUCAACGGCUUAAUUGUUUGGGAGUUCACAGACGAUGAAGGGGAUGAUAGUGGUGACGAGUGGUAAUCUAGACUUUUUUCUUGUGUAUUGAACUCAGUAAUGUCAUAUACAUAUUGAGAUGAACAGAACAAAAAGCCAGACAGCC